UAUACAUAUGACAUUCAACUUGAUAUUCAAGCAACAAUAGAAAUACUGUUAAAAAGGCUUAACUCAACCAAUAACUAUAGAUUAGAAUUAAUAUUAGUACUACUACAAGUAGCAAACGAAGUAGCUGACUAUAUCACACAACCAGAAAAAGUACCUAGAUUAUUUUCUGGAAAAACAGUCCUAGAACAAGAAAAAACAGCAUUACAAAUAUCUAACUACUUUAAUUAUUUUGAAGCAACACUAUCAGAAAUUUACGCAGAAACUGAAAUACAGCAAGAAUACUCGAAAACAACAGAAUUAAUUAUAUUGUAUAAAAAUAGAAAGUACAUUGAACUUCUAAAAUUAGGAUCUUAUAUUGAUCAAGAAUUACAGUAUAUACCAACACAAUAUUGGUAUUAUAAGAAGAUAACAAAGUAUCAAUUUUCAACUAAAGGAGAUAAAGAAAUUUAUAAAGAAUUUAAGAAAGAUUCUGAAAAUUAUAUCAGCAAACUUAGACAAAUUAAAAACUUUGGAUAUAUGCUAGGAUUAAAUGACUAA
Molecule: messenger RNA, 537 nt
Organism: Racocetra persica
Lineage: Eukaryota; Fungi; Glomeromycota; Glomeromycetes; Diversisporales; Gigasporaceae
Source: the annotation of a GenBank genome assembly